AUGGAGAUUAUCAAAUCAAAUAAAGGUGGUAACAAAGGUUUUUACAAAGGUUAUGUAUAUGUUGUAAAGUAUAUUGGCGUAUCAAAAAUAACCUGGAGGUGUUCUCAGAGGUGUUCAAUGAAAUGUACUGGAGAAUUAUACACCGAUCUCAAAAUGGAGAACCCAGAAGUAAAAACAGGACAUAGUCAUUUGAAAGAUGAUGACAGUGUUAAGAUAGAAAAAGCUUUGUGUGCGAUGAAGGAACGAUCGAAAGCUGGUUUAUCUAAACCACUUGAAGUUUAUGCGGCAGAAAUUUCUAAGUUGGAUGGUAACACUAGAGCGAAGAUGCCAGUGGAAGACCAUGUUAAAAGAACAUUAAGAAAUCAACGUUCUGCAUUAAAUCCAGUUGAGCCAACUAGCCUUGAUAAUUUGGUCAUUGAUGGUAGGUUGAAAAGGCUGUAA
This is a messenger RNA of Macrosiphum euphorbiae (potato aphid), 441 nucleotides long. The record is from the annotation of a GenBank genome assembly. NCBI's taxonomy places the organism in Eukaryota, Metazoa, Arthropoda, Insecta, Hemiptera, Aphididae.